Messenger RNA from Xenopus laevis (African clawed frog), 704 nucleotides. RefSeq names its product spermidine/spermine N1-acetyl transferase like 1 L homeolog (gene satl1.L). Gene Ontology annotation, molecular function: transferase activity; spermidine binding; diamine N-acetyltransferase activity. The record is from RefSeq and is marked provisional. NCBI's taxonomy places the organism in Eukaryota, Metazoa, Chordata, Amphibia, Anura, Pipidae. Gene Ontology annotation, biological process: polyamine metabolic process.
GGCUCCACCAUAUGAGUUCAUAUAGCCAACGGUGCUCACAGGAAUGGAUAUACCGCAAUGCAUUCCAACACAAAGUUCUGAAGAGAGCAAAUCCAACCCCACUAAGAAAUGGGAAGGGGCUGAAGGAGGAUUUACUAACACAAGCAGCUGUAAUAGUCCUGGAUUCACAAUAAGGAAGGCUACGAAGGAAGACUGUUGUGAUAUUCUCCGACUUAUCAAAGAACUCGCUGCUUACGAAAAUAUGUCAAAUGCUGUGAAAAUAACUGAACAGGAUCUACUUGAAGAUGGCUUUGGAGGGCAGCCUUGCUACUACUGUCUAGUAGCAGAAUUCCCAAAGGAAAAUGUUUCUGACACUUCAAGCAGAACAGUUGUCGGUUUUGCAAUGUAUUAUUUCACAUAUGAUCCAUGGGCAGGAAGAGAGUUGCAUUUUGAGGAAUUCUUUGUGAUGGAGCAGUAUCGAGGUUUAGGAAUAGGAUCAGAAAUUCUCAAAAGACUCAGCCAGGAAGCAAUCGAUCAACACUGCAAAUGUAUGAAUUUCUUAGUCCUGUCCUGGAAUUCAUCUGCAGUUGAAUACUACAAAAGAAGAGGGGCUUUGGAUCUUUCAGAGAAAGAAGGCUGGCAUGUCUUUCAUAUUAACAGUGACAACUUAGCCCGCAUUGCAUCUGAAACAUAAGAACCAUUUCAGCAAAUAAAAAAAAAAAAAA